AUGGCCACACCGCGCUACCUCACGGCGCAAAAGAUCAGCCUUCUUGUCUUGACCCGUCUCUACUGCACUUCAAGUCUUCCCUAUUCCGCUACGAUACCCGUACUUUCCUUCAUCUUGUCAAACAAUCUUCCUUCGGCACCGUCCAGCGCUCGGCCACAGCGCUCCAACAUCUCCAGUCAACAAGACACGUGUUUCUCAAUCGAUGCCUUUGAAGAUGUACUUCAAGAACACCCCUCCAACAUGCCGGGCCGAACUCUUCUCGAUCUCUUCCUCAAACACAUGUGGGAAAUGAACUCUUUCGAUGCGCUGCACGCUCUCUUCGACAGUAUCCUAGAUUUGGUUACACCUCCGCCACACGGUACACAAGAUCAAGAAUCACCAGAUCGGAUCCAUCUUUCCAAGACAUCACCACUUGGAGCUUUUGUUCGUAGAGCGCACCUGGAAUUCACGAGGCUGCAGUUCGACGAUUCAAUGAAACUAUGGUCUUCAUUUAUCAGGUACAGAGCCCCAACAGCUCAAUGGACAAAGAGAUUGGCUGGCUUGGCAUCAAGUGGUGUAGACAUGGUUGUAUCCGAGAUGGGUCUGAGAGCUGGCGACGACAUGUACGAGAUCGCGUACGGGAAUCUACAAGAAGAUCAAGAGGAAGGAGCGGGCAUGAGUUUGAACGAUCUGGAUCGAAUCCUGGACUUCCAACUCGAUAGGCUUCAGAGGCUCGGAGACCGUGUUCCUGGCGAUAUGAAGAGUCAACUUCGCAAUAUGGUCAAGUCGUCCGGCAUUGUACAUCGGCAAGCGCAUCUCGUACAAUUCUUCGAUGCCUGGAAAGCCGGAGACUACACAUCUGCUUUUGACAAUCUACAUCGCUACUACGAUUACGCUAUGCAGACUCGCGAGAAGAUCCAUUACCAGUAUGCUUUACUGCAUAUGGCUAUCCUUCAGGCCGACUUCGGCUGCUUUGGCGAAGCGAUAGCUGCUAUCAACGAGACAAUUGCCACAGCCCGGGAGAACCAGGACAUGACUUGUCUGAGCUUCAGUCUCAGCUGGCUAAAUCAUAUGGCGAAAGCCUACCCCAAGCAGAUGAGGGGUGCCGGUUACAUGAGCAUGCUCGGAACUGAGAGGGAUGCGUUGGCCUUUUUGAAAGCGAAAGCCAAGGAGACCAAGAUGUACAGCCUGCUCUGCGCAAGUUUACUCAACGAGGCAAAGCUUUCUCUAGCGACGGGCGACUCUAUUCCCCGGGCAUUAGAACAUAUUUAUCAGUCUUCACAUCUCAACAUCAAAGAAAACGUCAACAGUUACGGUAGUCAAAUGCUUCUCACAGGGACAUUCUAUCAGCGACUUGGCAUCCCACAUCUAGCCAACAUUCAUUACGAGCUUCUCCUCGAUUGCUAUUCACAUUCCUGUCCGAUUGAAGAACGUCUCCGUGCGAUCGCUCGCAGAGCUUUCGUUACAAGCCAGAGCGGCCGCUACGGCGAGGCUAUCAUGAUGCUAGAAGCUGUGGAUUCCUCGGUGUACAAAUCGCUCAAGUUUUACCAAUUCUUGAUACUUUGCAUUGGCCUCAUUAAGCUCAGGAGAGCCAUUCGAAGAUCCGACUGGUCAACGUCAACUUAUUUGCUCGAAACCCUUAAACCGACAGCCUCGCCCUCUACCCCAACUCUCGAUCCGGAACUCUCUUUCCUUCAACACGACACGUACAUUGAGUACCUCAUCUCCACAUCGCAGUUUCCUCUAGCCUAUCAAUGCAUUUCAUUACUGGCACAAUCUCUCAAAGAAGACAAUGCAGACAUCCAGCAGCGUGUUUCAGUGCUGCUAAUGCAGGCAGAGUUAUGGAGAAAAGCAGGUAAACCGGAGAGGGGCUUCAGCGUUGCGCUGCGGGCGGCAAGUGUGAGUUUCAGGGCGCGGCUUGCAAGUUCGCUAUGGUCCGCAGUGGGCUGCCUGGGUGCGAUACUGAAUACUCUGGGGGAAUGUCGAGAAGCGAGGAGGUUGGUCGAGACCGUGUUGCCGCAGGCUCUAGAAGGCGCAGAUACCAUGCUUACAGGCACUCUGUACUCGCACCUAGCAGACUCGUAUAUGGGUCUCGCCAAUCCCACCGCCUUGACAGUCUCGACGUCGAACGCUGGUUCCCAUCCCCCCUCAACACCGAGAGCAGGCGAGCUGACAUCAAACCGUUCCCGUGUCGCAAACAUCGCCAAAGCGGAACUCUACGUCGACCGGGCGAGGGAAUGCUUCCAAAAAGCAGCGUAUUUGGAUGGAGAGUGCGAGCAGCUGAUGAAGAAGGCGAUUAUAGCGAAAUUGAGAGGUGAUGAAAAGGUUGCAGAAGAAUGGGCUAUGAGACAUAACAGUGUUUGGGAUGAGGGUUAUGGAUCACAAGAUGUAUAG
Alternaria conjuncta is the source of this 2373-nucleotide messenger RNA. RefSeq lists its product as uncharacterized. The record is from RefSeq and is a predicted model, not a curated record. The transcript is spliced from 4 exons. Gene Ontology annotation, biological process: positive regulation of mitotic metaphase/anaphase transition; anaphase-promoting complex-dependent catabolic process; protein K11-linked ubiquitination. Bases 1 to 2373 code for a protein of 790 amino acids. Gene Ontology annotation, molecular function: protein binding. Lineage: Eukaryota; Fungi; Ascomycota; Dothideomycetes; Pleosporales; Pleosporaceae. Gene Ontology annotation, cellular component: anaphase-promoting complex.